Molecule: messenger RNA, 2426 nt
Organism: Cyprinus carpio (common carp)
Lineage: Eukaryota; Metazoa; Chordata; Actinopteri; Cypriniformes; Cyprinidae
Gene: slc22a21
Product: solute carrier family 22 member 21
Biological process (GO): transmembrane transport
Cellular component (GO): membrane
Molecular function (GO): transmembrane transporter activity
Source: RefSeq, a predicted model, not a curated record
UAUGUUGUUUUUACACUUUUACGCUCUGAGAAUUUCAUUCCAGUACCUAACAGCAGUAAGGCUCAUGCCACCCUCAUGGAGUCUGUUUGUUCAGACACAUGCACACCAGUCGCUUGCUGGAGGUCAUUCUGUAGGCUCUGGCAGCACUCCUCCUAUUUCUCCCUGUAAAAAAGGAGCAGAUACCGGUGCUGUCCAGCUCUCCUUGAGUAACGGCCUGUCUCCCGGUGUCUCCUCAUGCUCUUGAGACUUUACUGGGAGAAACACCAAACCUCCUUGUGACGGCACAUAUGGAAGUGCCAUUCUUCAGGAGCUGGACUACCUGUGCACCCUGACUGGGCUGCAGGUUCUGCCUCAUGUGCGAGUAGCCACAAAGAGUGUGACAAAACACAAAACUUGAGACAAAUCAGUGGGGAAGGGUUAAGAGAGGGCGAAUGUCUGCAGAAUCAUUGUCGUUGUGCGGAUUGUCCUGCUGUUGACCAGUGCACCUGUUUUCACUUUCAUUCGCGCCAAAGCAGGAGAAACUGAUUCACAGUCACUUGUGAUUCCUAACCAGACAGAAUGAUAUCCUUGACGUUUAACUGACUCUGUGUUAUACUGUGAUAUACUGUGAGAGUUCCCUUCAUUUUUUGAGCAGAAUAACUCUAGUCGGCUAUUUGAAUUAAACUGGUUUCUUCUUGGUUUUCAGGUUUGGUAGGAAAAAAGUGCUGUUUGUUACCAUGGGGAUUCAGACGGUAUUCACCUUCAUUCAAGUCUUCUCCCCAUCUUGGCUGAUUUUUUGUUUGUUGUUUUUCAUUGUUGGAAUGGGCCAAAUAUCAAACUAUGUGGCAGCGUUUGUUUUAGGAAUGGAAAUAUUGAGCCCAUCCAUUCGUGACAUCUACUCCACUCUUGGCGUGUGUCUUUUCUUUUCAAUCGGGUACAUGAUGCUUCCGUUGGCUGCCUACUUCCUGCGAGACUGGAGAAUGCUGCUAUUGGCCUUCACCAUCCCUGGUUUCUUCUGCAUGCUGCUUUGGUGGUUUAUUCCAGAGUCUCCGCGAUGGCUGCUGUCUCAGGGGAGGGUCAACGAGGCCGAGGCCAUUCUGAGAAAAGCUGCCAAGAUGAAUGGGGUGAAGGUCCCUGAUGUCAUUUUCCCCCUAAUUCAGACAAGGGAAAAUGCUGGAAGGUUGCGGACCUACAGUCUCUGCGACCUGGUGAAGUCCAGCAACAUCUGCUGCAUAACCGUCCUGCUGUGCCUGGUCUGGUCAGCCGUUUCAGUCGGAUACUGUGCCUUGUCUCUGAACACGUCCAGUCUGCACGGGAACAUCUACCUGAACUGCCUCUUGUCAGCAGCUGUGGAAGUGCCUGCCCUCAUCAUGGCCUGGCUGAUGCUCCGCCGCUGGCCUAGACGUCUCUGCUUGUCUUCCACCCUGUCAUUAGGAGGACUGGUUCUGCUCUUCAUACACCUCAUACCACAACAUAUGAAUUCUGUUGCUUUUUCACUGGUGAUGCUGGGAAAGUUUGGUCUGUCGGCAGCAUUCUCAAUCAUUUACCCUGCUACUGCUGAGCUUUACCCCACUGUACUGAGGAACACUGCUUUAGGAGCCUGUUCAAUGGCGUCCAGAGUUGGCAGCAUAUCGGCACCGUACUUCCUCUACUUAGGAGGCUAUUACAGAUCUUUGCCUUACAUCUUAAUCGGCAGUGUGAACAUUCUCUCUGGGUUACUCAGUCUUCUGCUUCCAGAGAGUCUAGGAUCACCUUUACCAGAGACCAUCAGUCACAUGCAGACAGUAUCUGGGUUCAGAAAAAGAUAUUCUUCUAACAGUCCAUCUGAGAGAAAAUGUGAUGAGGAGCACGAGACAGAACACUUGUAAUGGACUGUUGAGAGAUUUUACAAAGUAUGUAAGAUUAAAUCCUUCGCUCCAAGCCUGUAACCUGUCUGUCUCAGUGUAAUACAGGCCCACAUUUUAAUAACUUUUGUAAUAACUUUUUUAUGCAAAACUUGGUAAAGUAAAUUUUAUGGAAUGAGCUUUGGUUUUAAAUAUGAUAAAGAGCCACGUACAGCAUGUAAUAUAUUUUGGCCUUUGGCAAAACUUGUCAAAUAUUAUCUCUCUCAGAACAGAACAGAGCUGUUAUUGAUUGGAACAAAAUGGUGAAAAAUUAAAUUAGAUGGAUAAAGAAAAAUAGUUAAACUAGAAUUUAUUGCAAAGUAUUUUUUAUUUUAAUAAACAAUUCUGUCCUAACCCUAACCUAAACCAAAGGAUUUUACCAUGUUCUAGUUUAUGUCUGAGGAUGACAACUCUUCCACUUGGUAUUUUAUGAGUUAUUUUCUUAUGAUAAAUCAAUUUACUGAAAGGCUCCCAAGAGAUUUUGGUUGAUUGUUUAGGUUUAUUGAAUUUAUUAGAAUUUCUUAGUCUUACACUUAAAAUAUACAGUACAGGUCAAAAGUUUGG